Messenger RNA from Maylandia zebra (zebra mbuna), 8760 nucleotides. RefSeq names its product kinase non-catalytic C-lobe domain containing 1 (gene kndc1). Gene Ontology annotation, cellular component: guanyl-nucleotide exchange factor complex; dendrite; neuronal cell body. Gene Ontology annotation, molecular function: guanyl-nucleotide exchange factor activity. Gene Ontology annotation, biological process: regulation of dendrite morphogenesis; small GTPase-mediated signal transduction. The record is from RefSeq and is a predicted model, not a curated record. NCBI's taxonomy places the organism in Eukaryota, Metazoa, Chordata, Actinopteri, Cichliformes, Cichlidae.
CAGCACUGGGAAAGGGGAGGAUUCAGAGAUCCGCAGCUCAUGACCGCCUUCAGUGUGUGUAGCCUGAUUUUUGUGGCGUUACCGAUAGCCUUAAACACCUCCAGCAGCAUCACUCUGCUGUGGACGGUCGCUGAGGAAGCAUCGAUUAUUCGGCGUCGUUUCUGGUCAGGAUUGUCCUGCAGUGACCACCGACUGACUGCUGGACUGCAGCGAGCAUUUGAACCCCCACCAGUGGUGCCCAGCGUACCCCGAGAGCUCAGACAUGCCAUCUGUGUCGACUGGAAACGUUGCGGUGUGCUCCGAAAUUCGCUUUACUACUUGAGGGAAUCAAAGUUGGUGCAAUGGAGACUUCCGGGAGUGAUGCGGCGGACGCGUACUUAAGAAAAGCCGAAGACAGAGAAUACGAUCUUGAGCAUCUGCCUCCACUGCUGGAGGAUGAGGAAAAUGUUUCUCUGGCAGACAUCCUUUCUUUGCAGGACAGUUGUCUGUCUGAGGAGGAGGUGUGGGCAGUGUGUGCAGAGUGUGUUCUGGCCCUGCAGAGCAUCAGACCCUCCCACCUCUUCCACACACUGUGCAUAACACCAGACACUUUGGCCUUCAACGCCCAUGGGAAUGUUUGCUUCAUGGAGCAGCUCAGUGACGAUCCAGAAGGCUCCUUCGUGCCGCCUGAGUUUGACAACACGGGCAGCACGUUUGAGGGCCAUGUUUAUUCUCUGGGCUCUACGCUUUCUGCCGCACUGAACUUUGUCAUCGAGCCAGAGCUGGAGGCAGAUCUGGGAGAAGAAAUCCAGAGGCUGCUGGAGCAGAUGCAGGAGGAGAAGCCUGAGGACCGGCCGCUCCUGCAGGACAUCCUGUCUCUGGCUGAAGGACGGCUGUCCCGCACCUCCUCUGCAGCUGUAUGCCGCAAACUCUCCUCAGUUGGACGACGCGUGCUCUCCAUUGAAUCGGUUUCAAACUUUCAAGAUGGGCAGGAGAGCUCCUGGGAGGCGAGAUGGCAGCAUUCCAAACCUAAAUGUCUUCUUAAAAGACUGAGCUCAGAUGACAACACCAAAGAUCAGCAUGACAGUUCUGUUAAAACAAAUGGUCUGUCCAGGCAGCAGCUGUGUGGGGGCUGGGAUUCCACUCUCUGGGCUGAGGACAUGGAGGGCAGUGAAAGAGACAGCUUGAUCUUGACAGAUGAGAUGGAUUGCCGUUCUCACAACAGCUCCCCAGUGAGGAGGAGAGCGCAGCAGAGGCUGAACAGAGUGAGGGGGGCCCUUAACCGCUCCUGUUCUGUCCCGGACUCCAACAACCCCCCCUGCUUCUCCCCUCCAAGUCACGGAGACAUCAGUAUACCGGUUUCAGACCUCACUGAGAUAGGAGCAGACGAGCACUUGAGCUGCAAGUCUGUGUGGAGUAACAGACUUCAGAGAUUCAGCCGGGGAAAGUCCUGUGAGACGUACCCACACUGUAACAGUGAGGACUGCUGGGAAAUGUCCAGAGAAACUGAGGAUGCUGCCGAGACUGAACACACCAAUAUUCAAGAGUGCCACGAAAGUCAGUAUGAGGAGUGCGCCCAGGACUUCAUACAGGACUUUGUGCAGGAAGUACAGGAUUCCUCGUCCUGUACUUCCCUGAACAUGGAACAGGACUCUUCUGAAGACCAGACUUCACUAAACCACAGUCUAUACAUUCCUAAUAACUACAUGACCAAAAGCAUGCUGUUCCUGAAUGAAGAAUCUCAGGAUGAGUGGAUCUCUCUAAGAGAGUUGCUUGCUCGUUGUGGACGGAGGCUGACAGUUAAUGAGCUGUGGGCUCUGUGUUACACCUGCCUAACCUCACUGCAGAGCUACAUUGACUUUCCAGCCUAUUUAUGCCUGGACACGGCGCAUGUGGGCUGCAAGGGAGAAGUGCUUUUUUUGAAACCUAAAAACAUAGGAUCUAGAGAUGAAUUUUAUCUUGCUCCUGAAUAUCAAGAGCAUGGAAUUGUAACAGAGAAGGUUUGCGUGUAUGGGGUUGCUGCCAUUCUCUGGGCCACAGCCAAGUUCAGUUUAUCACCUAAUCAAAAACUGGCGAUGCCUCGGAAAUUAAAGAGACUGCUCCUGGAGAUGGCUAAGAGGACGCCUAUCGAGCGACCUACCAUCGACAUGGCUAAAAAAAGCUGUUGUGACUACUUAUCACGCCAGGGGACAAAUGCUGAGACUGUCUGGAACAACCUCAUCAGCAGAGUUCACCCGCCAACCUUAAAAUUCUCAGAUGCAGAAGAUUUGACGACCACUGAAACAUGCCAAAAUUCAUGUGAAGAGUCUGCUGAAAACAACAGUGGCUUUGUCCCCAUGGCCACUGAGAGCCGACUGGCUCCUGUGCCUGGCCCUGUUCCCCACAGCUAUCCAGUCAAUCAGGAACUCCAGCUCCCAGAGGCCUUCACUUCCACCGCCACACACUUCACCCCCAUCAUCCUGACCAGUGAAGGAGGUUUAGAGGGGGGGGACCAGCAUUUUUCAAAUGACACUGAAGGGACUAUGGAUGGAUUCACCAAAGGCAGGGAUCAAAUUGUGAAAAGCAGCCUCGAUUUCACUCCACCCUCUGAGUACCAACUUCCUCCACAAACUGAACCCAAUCUCCGUACUCAGGAGAAAACUACAUCUUUUACAACUUCUAGCAGCAAGAUGCUGGUCGACUCCCCUUCUGCUCUCCCUGAUAUAUCUUAUCUCGAAGUCUCUGUUUCUCUGCCAUUAUCCACUAACCUCAAUGGUUGUGGUAUUUUCAAUAAUUACCUCUUUCGGCAGAACCCCACAACAGGGCAUCUUUCUCUAGUGCCUGUGCAGGUCAAGGCUCCCGAGUCUGUCCUCGGGUUGGAUAUAAAUCUCUCCUUGGUCCCUCAGCCUUUGCAGGGGCUAAUCACAGAGAGCACUGAUGGUUCGUUUAUUGACUGUCUUAAUGUGCCUGUUAGGCCUGGACCACAGGAGUAUGAACCACCAUCAUCACAUUUUAGUGGAAGCUCAGUCAUUUCCGACUCCUGCAUGGAGCACAGUGUGCUUGGAGCAUACAAGGUCCAAACAAAUCCAAGAACACAAGGUGAGAACCAGUCUGCUCGAACAUCCAGCUCCCCAGAUGUCCACCCUGCCUUAAAGGAGGUGAUCGAUCUGUUGAAGGGGGAGUUUUCCCUUGAUGGAUAUUUGAACAAUGGGCAUGAGGACAUUGCCAUGGGGGAGUUCAUCUUCUCUUUGAGGGACCUCCAAUACCAGGCGUUUGCCAGCAUCGUGAAGGAGAGAUUCACUGAUCUCUACUGGGAAGAUGACUUACUGGGUGUAUUGCAUUGCUUGGUAAACUGCAGCACUUCCACACUCAGCUCUAAUGAUCAGCCUCCAUCAAAGGCUGUGAAAAGGGCAACCGUUACCCCAUCCUCGAUAGCCGCUGUCAGGAGAGGGAAGAGAGAAGUUUGCCUGAACAGCUGUCUCGAUCUGAAUGGAAACUUCCGCCCGUCCAGUCCUGUUGCUGGGGAUUUUUGGGAAGAAACCAAGGCCCAGUCCUGUCAUGCAGAAAAUAGGACUGUACUCGAGGAUGUCAGAUUGAGUUCAGAGCAAAAUCAGCACUGCAUCAGUGAAGUUCCAGGCGUGAACGCUGACAGUUCAGACUUGGGGGUCAUGGAAGGAAGAGGUCAUUCAGUGGGGGGCAGCGAUGAAAGCCCCUCUGAAGCUGAGGUUCUAUCAGAGAGAGAGGAAAGGCUUACAGGAGCCCACGAUGAGCAGAUGAGCCCAGACUGCUCCGAGGACAUGGAGGACAGCGACUCCGUGGCGUCUGAGCGGCUUCUCUCCUCCGGUUUCAGAGCAGAGGGUCUUGGCCUCAUUUCGAGCCCGGACUGGGCCUUGGCCUUCUUCGGCGAAGAGUGCUUUAGUCCCGAUGUGAUCCAGUAUGCAGGGAAUCUGGGACAGCACACAGGAUCGCCAUGUCUGGACGUAAAAGCACAGGAACUGCAGCAGCAGCUUGUAAUUGAAACAAGGAAUCUAAAGAAAACAAGAAAUUUCUACCAGAAGUUGAUUCAACAAGAGAGGAAAAACAAAGGUCCUGAGAGCAAGCCAAUGCUCUUUAAACUCAAGUCACAGCUCGAGGAACUCAGGUCCAAAGUAGCCUUCUUGGAUAGUGUGAAGAAAUACCUCGAGAUUCUCAGUGUGGAUCAGUGGGGUUUGGAGCUUUCGUUGCUCCCCGCUUUGGCUGUCUGUGAACUCGAGUCGUUGGACCUCGAGUCCUCAGAGGACAUUUCAGUCUUGAGUUUUGGUACCAGCAAAGGGAAGAGCACUCUGCAGGCUGGAUCUUCUCUGGGCCUCAUGGCAUACCUCUACGCCAGAAAUGCAGCUGUGGAGGGCUACAUCCAGCAGUUCCUGUAUACGUAUCGUUUCUUCUGCACUCCUGAGCAGUUACUGCAGUUCAUAAUGAAUAAAUUCAUCUGUGCUGUAAGGGAGGGACCUGAUUUGUCAGGAGACAGUGAAAAGGUUUUCCAUCGGAGUUUGCACUUGCUUCACUUCUGGAUAACAGACUGCAGAACAGUGGACUUUGUGCCUAACUCCAGCCUCGUGGACGUGUUAGAAAAGUUCCUUAAUACUGAGGUGAUUCCUGUAGACAGCCAAGGGGAAGCCUUGCUUAUUGGUCUUCACAGCCCGCUGAGUAUGAGUGCAGCAAGCCAUCUGACAGGGAGCCUAAUCAGCUUUGACGAAGUCGAUGACUCUGGGUGUUUGCAUUCAUCUACUGAGGAUCUUGGGAAAAAGUGGAGGAUCUCGCGAGUGGUGGAGCCCUCUGCAUCCAUGUCUAAAGAGAAGGCCUUCUCCAUUGCUGUGGCUCUGCCCAUGCCUUGUCACCGCUCCCUGAUGGAUGAGCUCUCCAGCACUUGCUUGCACAAUGAAGAACGACUGCCCUUCAGCCAAAAUGAGUACAGUGCACAGCACAUAGCCCAACAGCUCACGCUCCUGCAGCAGGAAAUGUUCCAAGGAUGCCAUCCAGUUCAUUUACUCAACUCCAGAAUACAAGGAGUCAGGGACAAAGUCUCAACCCCGAACAAAAAUGUGUCGCAGCAUAUUCCACCAGCAGAGGGGAGCAGUGGGCUUGCACGUGAGGGGCCAGCUUCAGAGAGCUACCUUCAGCGGCUGCUCACGUACGCUGAUAGUGUCACUAACUGGAUCUCUGCUGAAAUAGUCAUCUGCGACUCUGUCAAGAAGCAAGUUGCUCUGCUGACCAAGUAUCUGUGGAUAGGAAAGCACUGCUACGAAUCGAGGAACUUUUCCACGGCCAUGCAGGUCCUCGGAGGUCUGGAGAACGUGAUUGUCAGGCAAUUACCGGCGUGGAAACAUCUGUCGUCCAAGGUGUGUGAGAUUCUGGAGGAGCUACGAGCUGUGCAGGUUUUUCUGAAGAGUGAUGAUCUGUGUCUUAUGGGAGGUGAACAUACAACAAAGAAGCCCACGCUGCCCUCAGCCCACAUCCUGGCUAUGCACGUGCAGCAGCUAGAGAUCGGAGCUUUCACUCUCACCACCGGGGCUUACAAAUGGACCAAACUGAGGAGCAUAGCAAAGGUUGUGAGUCAGGUCCAUGCCUUCCAAGAGGCCGUGUACCCUUACAGCCCAGACCGGGACCUGCAGGGCUACCUUCGCCGCCGCAUCGCCCGGUUCACCACCUCGGACAUCCACCUCUUGGCCGCCAACAGCGAUGCCAACUUCCAGCAGUCGAGCGAGCGCCAGACACGGAGGAUCCAGGACACACUGAGGAGGGUUAAGGCCACCUUCCAGUGAGACAUGCUUUCACAGCCCGGCGUUAGAGGUCAACACCUGGAUAUGUACGAGCCAAAAAGUGAGGCGCCAUGUCCAGACCACAGUGCGCAGACACUCCCUGGUCCCAGACUGGAAAAUAUUUUCUGAUAUCAAUUGACUGUUUGUCAAAAACACCUUAACUUUAGUCAGUAAUAUAGAAUCUGAGGUGAACUUAGCUAAAAGCUCUGUGUAUGAACAGGUUCUGCUGUUGUUCCCACAUGCUUGAUUUUCAUGUUAGCAUUUUUUUCCUAUAAACCAACAGGAGUAGUGGGUAAUUUUUUCUUCCUCAGCUAAUACUGACAUUCUUCUUCUGUAAUUUAGCUGUUAAAACCUGUAUGUAAGCAUAUCUGGACUAAACAUGGCAGCUGUACAAUGCUUGUCCAACACCAAGAUCGGAUUAAAAAAGUGAGUUACUGUGCGAGGGCCUAAAACACAAAAAGCCAAAGGUUCUUUAUAUAGCAGUGUAGUAAUAUGAUCAAUUAUAAGAUAUUUAGAAUAUGCACCAUUAAGCAAAAUAUCAGCUGAUAUGUGAGGAGCCUUAAGGGGAACUUCCAAAAUGACCUUUUUUGGCACCUUUUGGAAGCAUUGAAGCAUUUGUAAAGAUUUUAUUUCUGCAAAUAUUUUUGUUUUAUACAGAAACAUUAGAAAUCCUCUCACUAGUUUCCUCAUACCAGUAGUUUGGUUUUCACUUAAAUCUCCCGACAACUAACUAACUGACUGUUACAGCUUCACCGAUUCUUAACUCUUAAUUUAGCGCCGUCGUGAGGUCAGGUUUGUUUCAUUAAUACUUCAGCUCUGGAUGUCACACUUAUUAAGUCCCGGGGCACAUACGGUAUAAUUUGAUCUUCAAUGAGUACAAUUUUCACGUCAUAACCUUUAUUAAAAAAAAAAAGCUUUUCCACACUAAGUAAAGCUGUCAUCAUCCUUUAAUUACAAUUUACAGAUAAGAGCAGAUCUAUGAAGUCGAAAAAAACUUUUGUAACUUGUGGUUCUUUUAUGAUUCAAAUAAUUUUUCUAGAUAUAAAACUGCUUUUUCAUUUUCUGAUACAUUUUUACUACAGUGGAGUUAUGCUAGCACUGCAUGAACACACCAGGGAUACUAGUGCAUUUUAAUAAAAGCAGAAAGAAGAAGUCAUUAAUGAAUUCACAGCUAUUUCUAUACUUUGGACUGCAGUGGAGCCUCUGGCAGCAAGUUCUGGUUGCAUGCUUGACAUUUCUGCUUUGAGUUUAGAGCAGACUAAGAAAACUUUGUGUUUACAUCUAACUCAAAUUUAACAACACAUUAAACUUUGAGCGUAAAAUGUGGCUUGCAAACUUUAACACUAGCAGCAGUGUCAUUGUGAGCAUGUUGGACUGCUGACGUUAGCAUUUACCACAAAGCAUCGAUGUGUUGUGAUUGUUAUAAGAACUGGACGCUGGAUUCAAAGACAGUUCCUCCUCAGCAGCAAUUAACAUGCCUGUCAGCCCAUAAGACAAAAAGACACUAUUUUCAGGUAAAUGAUGUCGUCGUGUCACUUCUUUGGGAUUUUUAUUUUAACCAGAACUGCUCUGGCUACAGUGUUAAUCAAAUUCUCUUCAUUAUGAUUUUUAUUGAUCUCAGCUCGAUGAUUAAACCACAAAGACGGUCUCCGCAGUUUCAAUCUUUUAAUAGGUACAGUAAGAAAAUGCUGCUGUAGUUGAGCACUCAGUGAUGCCAACGACAUCAAAAAGUUUCAGAAUCUCUGGAAAGCAGUGAGCACUGAGCGGGAACUUUUUCCUGUUUCGAUUGACACGGCAUUUAAUUUAGACGCUGUUAAUAUCAUUGGAAAUGCAGUUCCUCAAAAUGUUCUCGGUUCCUUGGAACUUGUGGGAGAUCCAAGUUCUGUUCUGAAGGGAAUUCAUAUGGUUUUCUACACAAACGUGACUGAAAUGACUGUGAAAACAUAAUGAAAGAGAGAACUGUGAUUCUGCACAAAUAGCAGUCACAAUGUAAAGUGAAUGCGAGAUUAUUGAGGACUCCAUUAUUUCAGCUGAUAUUGUGCGUACACGGUGCAUAUUCCAAAAUGAUUAAAGGCCCGCGUUUCAUUAUAUCACCACACAGCAAAACCUGCAGAGCAUGAGUAAUUGCAUCAGAGGAAAGUAGUGGAGGUAAAUAGGUUGCAAACUUUGAAUCCAGCCAUGUCAGUCAUUCAAGUGAAAUAAAGCACGAUUAUUUCUUUUCUUUUUUCCUUUUUAAAGUUCAACACAGAGGUGGUACGAGAUUAAGUGGCACAGUUUGGCUCCAGUUGUCCCCGCAGAGGGAAGGCUCGCUUCAGAUCCAAAAAUGUGUUUCUGAUUGAUCACCUUAUUUUUUUGUAUGAAAAAUCCUUUCUAGCUAUUAUGAGAUUUCUCUUAUCCAGUAUUGCAGCGGGCCCAUCCACUGCUCCUUCACAGUCAGCAGAUCUCAACCUAAUUGAGGGGACAUUGCAGUCUGAUGCAUUCUCCAAAACACCAAAAGAGGGGAUGGUCUUUGGGGGAAUGGUUUUCCAUCCCUCCAGUAGCUUUCCAGACACCUGAAAAAUCAAUGCCAAGGAGCACUGAAGAUAUUCCUGUGACACAUGGUGGGUGAACACCUUUCUAAAACACUUGAUGUUGUUUUUCCUCUCGCUGGUCACAAGCCUAUAGCUUCUAUUUGUUUACCAAUUAGGAUUUGAAAUAAGAAUUACAUGACUAGAUUGAUAAAUUAAAAUAUAAUAAUCCCAUUUAAACAGCGCCAUGUGUAGUAAUUGCAUUCAUUAAGAAUAGCGUGUGGUGAAAUGCAGAAAGACACGCUCACAGUCGUGACAAAAACUUGCCAUUACCGAGCAAAUGAUGGAACAUAAUGAGAUGUCGGCAUGCAAAAUGUUACUCGAGGAAUGAUGUUCAGCCUGUGUCUGCUGUCUGUUCUCGCACGCGGUGAAACCCAGCGUGGAGAUGGAAUGUGACGUGCUAUGACGAUUUGCUUAAUAUGGCCAAAUAAAUGAGA